CAAACAUCUCCUAAGUUCGGAAAUUUUGGUUUCAAUUUCAUCGGAGUUUACCGUGAAUAAAAAUCAUUUCUUGAAAUAUUCUAGACUUUUUUUUUCUUAGCAUAAAUAUUGAAAUGAGUCGUAGCUUUACGCAUAGACCAUCUGUUCAGACAAGAGGCAGAGGAGCUUAUUCUAGAGGUAGAGGCAGAGGAACUAAUUCUAUCAUGCACCCAGCUCGUCGACCUAAUUAUUCUACCAAUAGAUUAUCGUCCACAACCAACCCUAAUAAUAACAAUAGACCUAUGGAUGCUUACAAUCACGUAAAUGAUGAUCAGGAUCCUGAUGUUGAAGGCAACAGCGGUGACCAGAACGCAGAUAGAUCAAGAGGAGAGUUUCGUGAUGCCUACACAGUUUUUGCCCCUGAUCAACAAAGACGUCAGAAAGUGCAUGAAAUGGCUCAAAGAGAAACAGCCGAGUACGAACGAUAUAAACAAGCAGCAGUCCCCAAGACAUAUCACUAUGUGGGAACUGUAGGUGGCAGAAACAGCAGUGAAGAGGAGGCCAGGAGACGACAGGCUGAAGAAGUUAGAUUACAGAAGUAUAAUAGACUUGCCAAGCAGCAGCAGUACAAAGAAGACCUAAAGAAGAGGGAAGAAAAGGAAAUUGAGGAAAAAAGAGCAGAGGCUAGAAGAAAGGCAGAGCAAAAUGAACUGAGAGAGCAGGCUAGAGUAGCCAAUCCUGAGGAUCUAAGAAAAAAACGAGAACAGUUUUUAAAUCGGUUGCAGAAUAACUCAUUUAGUAAUUGAUUAAAACAAUCAAUUUACUUUCUGAAUGUUGAUAAACACAUUAAUUUUUUACCUAGCUUAUUUAUACACUAUACUUUUUUUUUGGUUCUGUUUAGAUAUUUCAGUUAUUAAACAAUUAAAUCAAGUGCUUUCAAAUUAGCCAUAAUUAUAAUUAUCUGGAAUGCAUAAAACCGAAGCGGUAGACAGUGGUAAAAAAAAAAGUGGGUUAUAGUUUUUAAAUUUUUCAACUUUAAAUCACACAUGAACUUUAUUAUAUAUAUGGAAAUAUGAAGUAUUUUAAGAUACUCAAUAAGAUUUAUACUAAUAGUAAGAAAAAUAUUUCUGUAUCUUCCAAAAAAUGUCUACAACGUUACUGGAUUGUAUGAAAAUUGCAUAAAGGGCUUCGGUAAUCUUGGUUGUGUUUGUUUGUUUGUAUAGUUAUUGCAGUGAAAUAAUUGAACACCUUGUAAUUAAUUAAUUAAUAUUAAUUAAUUAUUAAUUUUUUUCAACAUAUUGCCCUAUUUCAAUAAAUCCUUUCAUUUUUUUUUUUACACUCAUCAGACAACAAAAUAAAGGCAAAAGUUUGUUUCCUUGGAGUUAGAAAAAAAGAGUCAAAACAAAAAUUGGUACUGUCUAUGGUUUAAUAAUUUUUUAAACCUACUCUGUAAAAACAAGAGGAUGCGCUGACAUCCGAAUCUGGGGUCCUGGGUUUAAAUCUUAGUGAAGACUUGGAUUUUUAAUUUCUGGAUCUUAAGGGCACCUCUUGAGUCCACCUAACGUUAAUGAGUACCUGACAUCUGUUGGGGAAAAUGGAAAGGUGGUUGGAGAUUGUGCUGGCCACACGACACCCUCAUUAACCAUAGACCACUGAAACAGAUUACCUGUACAUCAUCUGCCUUAGAGAUCACAAGGUCUGAAAGAGAAACUUUACUUUUUUAACUGUACUCUGAAUAAAAAAUCAUUAUAAAAAGAAAAAGCUGUUUCAUUUUUGUCAGAAUUCAUCUCAUCCAAUAAACAUCUUAUUCUCUUGAAAUGUACUAUUUCAAGCCAGUGAGGCAAAACAAGACACAAAUAGAAAGAAGGGGAGUCUUCCUAUUUAAAGAAAUUUAACUAUUGGGCAUAACAAAUUUAUUUUUUGUGUUCGCCACCUUUUUUUUCUUUUCAGAAUGUAAGAACCAUAUCUAAAAUGUCUUUGUCCUCAACAUAACAUUUAUUAAUUGUUAAAAGUUAAUUAAAGUGCCAUAUUAUGUUAAUGGUUUCAUAUAAGUCUAAGUACAAGCUUCUCUCCACCGUGUAAAUCUCACCCGUCAGACUCAAUCAUUUCUAAUAGCAAACGAUCAUUCACUUUUAUGGUUAUCACCUUUGUGAAUAAAAAACUGUUGAUUCACUCACAUCUCAUGUUAUCUCAGUCUAAAUGCACCAGUUGAAAUUGUUCAUCUUAUUACUUUCUUAGCAGAAACGAAUAACUUGAUCAUUUUAGGGGGGGGGGGGAUACGUUCAAUGUCCAUCAUAAAUGAAACAAUUAGUUGUAUACCAUAAAUUUUUCAUCUGCUAAUGUAGCAGUUUAUUCUUGUUGUAAUUGCAUUUUUUGUUUUCAAUAUUCUUUUAGAGGUAAUUUUGAAAAAAAUCUUGAUUGCACAUCUAAAAAAAAAAAAUCCAUGUUUUGAUUCUUAAAAAUCAAUCUGAAAUCAGAAAUAAUAUUUAUGUAAUAAAAAGCCAAGAGGUUAUGAUGAGAUAGAGAGUUCUAUUUUUUGAAAUCAUAGUUGAAAUCCACAUAUUAUGCCCGAUACUUUGUUUUGAAAAAAAAAAAUUGUUUUUUUAAAAGAUUGUAAAAAUUUCUAUACAGCCAAUGAAUACUUUUCUUCCAUUGUCUUUCUUAAGUUUUAUUUUGUAUCACAUUUCAAUUUUAUCCACAAGAAAUCAUUUUCUAUAGAAGCAUCAUUAAUAUUUAAUGUUACUAGUCCUCUUUGUAAAGCUUAUCUCAGCUCACUCUGGCAAAAAUUUUGAGCACGUCAUUUCUCCCACACCCAUUCUCGGAUCAAGUUGAAACUUGAAAAUUAUUAUUAUUUUAUUUUUUUUGGCACAUGUCAAUACCCGAGUCAAUUAAAAAAAUUAAACCAAUUAGUCAAUUUAUUAUUGUGUUUGAUUUUGAAAAAAGGGAAAUAGCUUCUACAUUAUUGAGAUGUAGAUUUGUAAACAUGGAGUUCUUCUUCAUAGAUAAGCUGAACAUUUCACAAAAACUUAUAACUUAUUAAGCUCUUUUGGCCAGACUUUAUAGUACUAAGGUAAUUGCUUUAAAUUUCAAGACAUAUUGAAAGUUUAAAAUAGUAUGUAAAAAUCGCACAAAACUUGAUUGAAUAUUUCAAAAAAAUUGAUUGCAUACUAAAGACAAGUCAGUGAUUUUUAUUUUAAGGUAUGAGUAUUUGCUAUUGUUUUGUUUAUAUUAUAAAAAGUCCUAUCACUUCCUUUAAUAGGAUUUUGUUUUUCACUGUUUGAAAUAUUUAGUCACUUGAAGAAUGUUUAUCAAGUCUAGUCCAAGUAGACAUCUUGGAAAUAAUUAUUUCCUCUUUGUUCAUUUCAUAUCUUUGUUUACUUUUGUUUUUAUAUGAGCUCACUAUUUGUUUCAUUUUUUUUUUCCUUAUUUGUGUUUCAGUUCAAAUGUUUGCAACUGAACUAAUUGUGCGUGAAAAAAAUGUACUUUUGAGCUGGCAGAUGUUACCUUGACCUUGUCUCUGCUUUCCCAGAAUCAUUAGCUGAAGGUGGGGCAGUGUGGGGUACUUCAUAGAUCUCUAAAAAGCCUGUCUUUAAGACACAGGGGUUCUAAUUUUGGAAUACUAAUCCAUCUAUUUUUAUUAGCUUUAUAUCUGAUUUUAGUAUUGCAUAAUGCAAUGGAACUAGACAUUGAAAAUUGAUACACUUUUUUGAUGGGAAGGGAGCCUACAUUUUUUAAAAAAAUAAUUCUGUCUCAUAUUAUGAUACCAUGUUUUCAUUGUAUAAGUAAUAUUGGCCUCUGUAAUCAUUGUAUGUUUAAUCUGAAUGAUUGCUCUAGCCCUUUCUUCCGAAGCUGUGUGUGGAUUAAAUUAAUAACUACUUCCCUAUACAUAAUGAUUAACCCCCCCCCCCCUUUUCUUUUUCUUACACCUUGGGUAAUGUAAAAUGACAAAAUAUUAUUUAUUCAUUUAAAGCUGUCUUAAGGCAUUUUAGUCUGUUCCUCUUUCUAAAGUGUAAAUCAAUAGAGUCAUCUCUAAAGCCUAAAUUUGUGAAUUGCAUGUUUAUAAUUCAACCAAUUCACUAAAUACAUACACGAUGGUUUCAUUUUUUUUUUCAGUAUGUAGGCCUACUAAAAUAGAAUGUUGUUGAGUACAGGUGUAAAUAGGUCAUUAAGAUGACACGAUUGUGUGUGUGUUUUGUUUUUUAAUGAAGCAUGUGAAUUUUUUUUUUCUCUAUUUGUCACUAAUUAUGUUACUGUUUGUCAUUGCAAUGCAAACAUUUUUACUGUCACCGAGUGAGCGAAGACUGUAUACAGAUCAUUUUGGGGUUUGUUUAUAUUUGUUUUUAAAUUUCAAUAUAAUAUAGGUCAGUGAUGUUCAGUGCCUUUCUGACACCAAUGUCACGGUUUGAUUCAAUACCUUUUUUUUUUUU
Biomphalaria glabrata is the source of this 4406-nucleotide messenger RNA. RefSeq lists its product as uncharacterized. The coding region runs from base 114 to 785 and encodes 223 amino acids. The transcript has 8 exons. The record is from RefSeq and is a predicted model, not a curated record. NCBI's taxonomy places the organism in Eukaryota, Metazoa, Mollusca, Gastropoda, Planorbidae.